Molecule: messenger RNA, 4501 nt
Organism: Selaginella moellendorffii
Lineage: Eukaryota; Viridiplantae; Streptophyta; Lycopodiopsida; Selaginellales; Selaginellaceae
Product: endoribonuclease Dicer homolog 3a
Exons: 22
Coding region: 45-4214 (1389 amino acids)
Biological process (GO): siRNA processing
Cellular component (GO): cytoplasm; nucleus
Molecular function (GO): ATP binding; protein binding; ribonuclease III activity
Source: RefSeq, a predicted model, not a curated record
UUUGGCACUAGGCUAGGGUUUUUCAAACAGGGGCUUUUGGCGUCAUGGAUUGCGCGAAGCGGGCCAAGACGAUGAUCCCGCGCGGCUACCAGAAAGAUGUGUUCCAGAGGGCAUUGAAGGAGAAUAUCAUCGUCAAUCUCGGCACUGGAACGGGGAAGACGAUGAUCGCGAUCAUGCUCAUCCAGAGCUUCGAGGAGAGGCUGUCCAUGCCCCAGGAGAAGCGAAUUGCGGUGUUUCUAGCUCCAACGGUGAAUUUGGUGAUCCAGCAAGCUCGAGCUAUAGAAUCCUUUACGGUGCUCAAGGUCGGUGACUACUACGGUGACAAGGGAGUCGAUUCUUGGAGCGUCAAUCAAUGGCAGGCGGAGGUGGAUUCUCAUCAAGUUCUGGUGAUGACGCCUCAGGUGUUUUUAAAUGCGCUCGGGACUUCUGCGCUGAAGCUCGAGUUUGUGGAGGUCCUUGUCAUGGACGAGUGUCAUCACGCCCACAAGAAUCAUCCAUACGCGCUGAUUAUGAAGACGCACUACCACGUUUCUUGUCUCAAAUCAAAGCCAAAGAUAUUUGGAAUGACAGCUUCUCCUGUUAUUCAGAAAGGUGUAUCAUCAAGUUAUGACUGCAAUCGUAAAUUAACGGUCUUAGAAAGCAUUCUGGAUGCGAAGGUGUACACAGUGGAAGAUAAGUCCGAAGUAGAAGAGUAUUAUCCGAAUCCGACACAAUAUAAGGAGUACUAUGACAGACCGAAACAAAGGUUCUCCAGUAUACAGACUGAGCUAGAAAUACUAAAAGACCGCCUAAAUUCUGAAGCUGCGUGUAACUGUAGCGACUAUGAGCUGCAGAACAAAAUCAAAAAAUCUAUUGACAGACUUCAUCUGAGCAUAAACCACUGCCUCGUAGACCUGGGCCUUCUACCUGCGCUUCUGGCAGUGGAGAUACUCCAGAAUCGCAACAAAAGUACUUUCCAUUCAAAAUGGAAGCCAGAUGUCUCGUUGGAGGAGGAGGAGGUGAAAACGAGCUUGAAAGAGCGUUUCUUACAAAAUGUUUCUUCAAUACCAAGGUUUUCUCAAGUAUCUUCACGCUCUUAUCCGACUCUAGAGGAAAUGACUUCAGGAACAUUAAGCCCGAAAGUACUGGUACUAUUGGAUGUGCUUGAAAGAUUGAGGGGCAUUACAAACAUGCGUUGCAUUGUCUUUGUGGAACGUGUGAUUGUGGCCAUGGCCUUAGCCAAGCUCAUAUCUCGGCUUUCGUUUCUUUCUCAUCUCCGUUGUGAUUAUAUGACUGGUGUGCGUGACACGGAUGCAAGAAAUCCAACCCAGCAGCAGGAGGUCCUAGACGCUUUUGCAGGUGGCAAGCUUAAUCUGCUAAUAGCGACCUCAGUUGCAGAAGAAGGUCUUGAUGUCCAGGCAUGCUGCGCUGUAAUCAGAUUUGACGUAUGCCAAACUUUGCGAAGCCAUGUUCAAUCCCGAGGACGUGCUCGAAACCGAUUAUCAUCAACUUAUGUAUGGCUUCUGGAAACGGGGAAUGUAGAGCAGCUGAACCUGUUUAACCAGUUGUGUACAAGCGAGAGAGUGGUGGAAGAUCAAGUAAUCUUCCGAAAUUAUAUGGAUAUUACGAGAGAGGCGCCUCCAGAAGGUGACCUGGAGUUUUUCCGUGUGGAAUCAGGUGCUUGUAAAAGUUCGCAGGACAGCGUGAGCUUCAUUCACGAGUAUUGUGCUCGUCUUGGUGACAGGUACUACAAUGCAAAACCAAAGUUUUCGUUCAAAGAUUCGUUCGUCUGCACUGUGGAAUUUCCACCCAACGCUCCUCUGCGUUCAGUAGAAGGUCCUCUGAGACGUACAGAACAGCUCGCGAAAAAAGCAGCGUGUUUGCAAGCUUGCCGGAAACUUUAUGACAUGGGAGAAGUUAGACCUGACACGCUUUGCCCAGAUGUUGACGAUUUCGAUGAAGAAGACCAGUCGAUGCGGAAGAAUGAAUCAGGAAAACGCAAGGAGAUCUUCUCGACUGCAAAGCCACUCAUUUUCGAGGGAAGCUGGGUGUUUAACGAGUCAGGGGUGCAGUUGCAAUUUUAUAAAAUCUGCUUCGUGAUUGAGCCACCUGAAUCACGAACAUACUCGAACUUUGGAUUUCUGGUAAAUUGCGUCAUUGACGCAGAAGUAACCGAUUCUGAAGUGACCCUGUUCUCAAGAAAUAGAGUUGUCAACGCUAGAGUGCAUCGCGUCGGGCCAAUUCAGCUGGAUGCCAAUCAGGUAAAGGCAGCCAAGGCAUAUCAAGAGCUACUGCUCAACGGAGCUUUCAACCGUUUGGCACGCUGCUCGGGAAGUCCUCAAGAAAUCCUCUGGAACAAAUCUCAAGCGUUUCUUCUGCUACCUGUGCAUGAUGACAACGACAGUAUUGAUUGGACGAGUGUUCAUGCGACUGCGGGGGUAUACAGGACACUUUGUAGUAAUUUCUCACCAUCUUCUCCAAUGGAUGGGGAUGGUGUGGGGGAGAAGACGCACGCGGACGUGCUCUGCACUGCUAAUGGCUACGUACAUUCUUCUGCGCUCCAGGACAUGGUCGUAGCUACCGUGCACAAUGGCAGGCUUUUCUGUGUCACAGGGGUUCUAGAGAACUUUACUGCGGCAUCACUACUACCGAAGAGGGGCUUCACGUACAUAGAUUAUUACAAAGACAAGUAUCAAAGGACGUUACGGCUUCCAGAGCAGCCAUUGCUGAAAGCCAAGCCAACGCAUGCUUUUCAUAAUCUCCCCAUAAGACCCAAGGAACAAGAAGGUGAUCAUGGUUCUAGACAAGAAGAAAGUUUUGUAGAGCUACCACCUGAGUUGUGCCUGUGCCUAGAGAUUAAGUCCGGACUAAUUCGAUCGCUAUACUUCGUCCCUUCGUUUCUUCACCGGUUUACUUCGACCGUCUGUGCCAUACAGUUGCGCUCACCACUGUGGCCAUGGAUUCCUGCAGCGAAGAUCCUCGAAGCAAUUACCAGCAAAAAAUGUCACGAAGAGUUCUCAUAUGAGAGUUUGGAGCUUCUAGGGGACUCGUUUCUCAAAUACGUCGUGACUCAAAAGCUGUUCCUGGUCUACGAUAAGAAACACGAAGGCCAGCUCAGUGCGAGAAGGUCUCGCGCUACUUGUAAUGCAGCGCUACAUCAGUUGGCAAAAUCAUCUGGCAUUGCGGAAUACAUACGCGACGAAGAAUUCAAUCCUUCCAACUGGACUGGCCCGGGCAUGCUUACCUCUGAUUCAUCAAAAUGUAGGCACCAGCAGGGGAGCUAUGAAAACGAGGAAAAUUAUUUUUCAUCGUGUGCCAACGGCCAUCGGGGGAUUCGAAGGAAAGCUCUCGCCGACGUUGUAGAGGCCCUUAUCGGUGCAUACUUGGCCACGUCUGGACCUCCGAGCGCCAUGGAGCUUAUGAAACAGCUCGGCAUUGACAUAGAAUUCGACAUAGGCUUGCUUGCCUCGGCUCGCCAAGCUUCCCUGCCGGCUGAAUCGUUUCAACAUCUCCAGGCAUCGUUGGAGUCUUUAGAGCAUAAGCUGCAGUAUAAAUUUCAAAACAGGAGCCUCUUGGUGGAAGCUAUAACUCACGCAUCUCAACCGAACUGCUUGCUCUGCUAUCAGCGGCUAGAGUUCCUUGGCGAUGGCGUCCUGGACUUCCUUGUAUCCCGCCACCUCUUCGAGACUCAUCCAGGAUUACCUCCAGGAACACUCACAGACUUGCGGUCUGCAGCCGUGAACAACAAAUGGUUUGCUCGGCUGGUUCUGAGGCACGGCUUACAUCAGCAUCUUCAGCAUGGCUCCGUGGAACUUGACUGCGAGAUCCGAAAGUUCGUGCAAAACGUGAAGGAAAAACCAGACGCUUCAUGCUUCGAAGACUUGUCGGCCCCAAAGGUGCUUGGAGACUUACUUGAAAGCAUAACCGGUGCCAUCUUUGUGGACACUAACUUCGAUUUGGAGAAGUUGUGGAGAGUGGUGCUGCCUUUGUUAUCGCCUUUGGUCACUCCAGCGACGCUACGUUUCCAUCCUGUGCGCAUUCUUAUGGAGCUUUGCGCGAGAAAAGGCAUGAAAGUCAGUUUCUUCCGGACAGAGGCGACCACAACUGAAGUAAGGGUGACUUUUGGAGAAGAAUCACUUGUGGAAACUUCGCAGGAGAAGCCGAGGAAGUCUGCAAAGAUAGACGCGGCUCUGAAGAUGCUUGCCAGUCUCCAAGUAAGCUGUGGAAAUUUCUAACGCAGUUCUCUCUCUUUUUUUGCUAGACUUCGUGGUGCUAAGCUUUUGUUGUGUAAAUGUCUAGUACUGAAAGGAAAAAGUGGAGAAAGAAAUGAAGAUGCUUGCCAGUCUCCAAGUAAGCUCUGGAAAUAUCUAACGUAGUUCUCUCUAUUUUUUUGCUAGACUUGUGGUGCUAAGCUUUUGUUGUAUCAAAAAGUAAAUGUCUAGUACGGAAAGAAAAAAGUGGAGAAAGAAAUGAAAAUAUAUUACUCAACAGUUGUAUGAGAAAUUCAAAAUAUUAUUGUUCA